GCCAAGAUGAUGGAGAUACAGAUUGACGAUGGGGUGGUGUAUCAAGAUGACUACUGUUCUGGGUCGGUCAUGUCGGAGAGGGUAUCUGGACUUGCCAGCAGCAUCUACAGGGAGUUUGAGCGUCUGAUACAAUGCUAUGACGAGGAGGCGGUAAAGGAACUGAUGCCUUUGGUAGUCAAUGUUCUGGAGAACCUAGAUGCUGUUCUGACAGAGAAUCAGGAACAUGAAGUGGAACUGGAACUAUUGAAAGAGGAUAAUGAGCAGUUGCUGACUCAGUAUGAGCGAGAGAAAUCUCUCAGGAAACAGGCAGAAGAGAAGUUCAUUGAAUUUGAAGAUUCCCUUGAACAAGAAAAGAAGGAUCUUCAGUACCAAGUAGAAACCCUUGAAUUCCAGUCCCGGCAGAUGGAGCUAAAAAACAGAAACUAUGCCGACCAAAUUUCCAGGCUAGAAGAACGGGAAUCUGAAAUGAAGAAGGAAUAUAAUGCUUUACAUCAGCGACACACAGAGAUGAUCCAGACCUAUGUGGAACAUAUUGAACGCUCCAAGCUGCAGCAGGUGGCCGGGAACAGCCAAUCAGAGAGCGGUGGCACUGGCCGCAGAAAGGAGCGUCCAACAUCCCUCAACGUCUUUCCCAUGACAGAUGGAAUGGUACGUGGGCAGAUGGGUGCAAAGAUCACCCCAAGCUCGGACCACUGGCACCUGAGCGACCUCAGCCAGCUAAAGUCCAGCUUCAGCUACAAGAAAUGUCCCCAGGAUGAGAUGUCAGAGUCUGGCCAGUCCUCUGUUGCAGCCACACCAAGCACCACAGGGAGCAAAUCCAACACUCCCACUUCAUCCGUCCCCUCUGCAUCUGUCACUCCUCUACAUGAGAGUCUACAGCCCCUACAGGACUAUGGCAUGACUGGCAAAAGCAAGAGGGCACGUGAGAAACGGCACAGCCACAACAUGGAGGUGCAGGUGACACAGGAGAUGAGAAAUGUCAGCAUAGGUAUGGGAAGCAGUGACGAAUGGUCUGAUGUCCAAGACAUUAUUGAUUCUACCCCAGAGCUAGACAUGUGUCAGGAUCCUAGGCUGGAACGCACAGGGAACAGUCCGACUCAGGGGAUUGUAAAUAAAGCAUUUGGCAUUAACACUGACUCCCUGUACCACGAGCUGUCUACAGCUGGAUCUGAAGUUAUCGGGGAUGUUGAUGAAGGAGCAGAUCUGCUUGGGAUGGGGAAAGAAGUAGGAAAUCUUCUUCUUGAAAACUCACAGCUACUAGAGACCAAAAACGCAUUGAACGUUGUUAAAAAUGACCUGAUUGCAAAGGUAGACCAGUUGUCUGGGGAGCAGGAGGUUCUGAAGGGCGAGCUGGAGGCCACCAAGCAGGCAAAGGCCAAAAUGGAGACCCGUUUAAAAGAGCUGGAGGAGGAGCUUAAAAGGGUAAAAUCUGAAGCCAUUGUUGCCCUCCAGGAACCCAAAGAGGAGGUGGAUGAAAGCUCCUCACCACUGCAGGAUAAUAUUCCCAUAGCACAGCGCAGACGGUUUACUCGUGUAGAGAUGGCCCGUGUCUUAAUGGAAAGGAACCAGUACAAGGAACGGCUGAUGGAAUUACAGGAAGCUGUUAGGUGGACAGAGAUGAUCAGAGCUUCUCGAGAGCAUCCAUCUGUCCAGGAGAAGAAGAAGUCAACCAUCUGGCAGUUCUUCAGCAGAUUAUUCAGUUCAUCAUCUAGCCCUCCGCCUUCGAAGAGAAAUUACCCCCCGGUCAACAUCCACUACAAAUCACCAACUCCAGCAGGAUUCAGCCAGCGCCGCAGUCACACCAUGUGCCAGAUCUCCUCUGGGGGGCGCACCAUUGAGUUCUUCCCUGACGACGACUGUACCUCCACUGCUCGACGUGAGCAGAAACGAGAGCAAUACCGCCAAGUGCGAGAACAUGUGCGCAAUGAUGAUGGGCGCCUCCAGGCCUGUGGGUGGAGUCUACCUGCUAAAUACAAACAGCUGAGUCCAAAUGGUGGUCAAGAAGACAACCGGAUGAAAAAUGUGCCUGUACCAGUGUAUUGCCGGCCCCUAGUCGAAAAAGAUCCCACCAUGAAGCUAUGGUGUGCAGCGGGAGUAGAUUUGACAGGUUGGAAGCCAUUUGAAGAGGAUUCUGGAAAUGGAGUCAAACAAAUUGUAGGUCGUGAUCCAUUAACCUGUGAUCGUGAGGUAGAAGGAGAAAGUAAGAGCACCCACACGUCCCCAGAGAAGAAAAAGACUAAGGAGCUACACGAAGCAGAUGCUACCUCCAGCCGUGUAUGGAUCCUCACCAGCACCCUAUCUACCAGCAAAGUGGUGAUCAUUGAUGCAAAUCAACCCGGCACACUGGUGGAUCAGUUUACAGUCUGUAAUGCUCAUGUACUGUGUAUCUCUAGCAUUCCAGCGGCCAGCGACAGUGAUUAUCCACCAGGUGAAAUUUUCCUAGAAGGAGAUGUUAACCCAGAGGACUCAGGAGACACAGAAGGUGUAUUGGCAGGGAUUACCCUGGUGGGAUGUGCCACGCGAUGCAAUGUGCCACGGAGCAACUGUUCCUCUCGUGGAGACACCCCUAUUCUGGACAAGGGACAGGGAGAAGUUUCUGCUGUGAGCAAUGGAAAACUUAACCAACAUCAAUCUGCAGAGGAAGCUACAGAAGCCAUGGAGGUUCCAGAAUCCUCUACCAGUGAAACAAAACCAGCUCAGGUUCGACCGGGGCCCCUUACAGAACAUGUGUUUACUGACCCAGCCCCUGUGGCUAAUGGCAGAUUAUGCAGUGAAAAUGGCCUUCUCAAACCAGAAGUGAAUACAGCACACCAGGAACCAGAAUCUAUCAACGAUGCAUCUGGGGGUACCAGCGCAGCUCCCACCAUGUGGUUAGGAACACAGAAUGGGUGGUUGUAUGUUCACUCUGCGGUCUCUAACUGGAAGAAGUGCCUGCAUUCAAUCAAAUUGAAAGACUCUGUGCUGAGCCUUGUGCAUGUUAAGGGACGCGUUCUAGUGGCUCUUGCGGAUGGAACGCUUGCCAUUUUCCAUAGAGGAGAAGAUCGUCAGUGGGACCUAAGUAAUUAUCAUUUAAUGGAUCUGGGACACACACAUCACUCCAUUCGCUGUAUGGCUGUGGUAUAUGACAGAGUUUGGUGUGGUUACAAGAACAAAAUACAUGUUAUCCAACCCAAAACCAUGCAGAUAGAGAAGUCAUUUGAUGCCCAUCCUCGUAGAGAGAGCCAGGUACGACAGUUGGCUUGGAUUGGAGAUGGUGUAUGGGUGUCAAUUCGACUUGACUCCACAUUGCGACUGUACCACGCACAUACGCACCAACACCUCCAGGAUGUAGAUAUUGAACCUUAUGUCAGUAAAAUGUUAGGAACGGGCAAGUUGGGCUUCUCAUUUGUACGAAUCACAGCAUUGCUGAUCGCUGGCAAUCGUCUCUGGGUAGGAACCGGAAAUGGGGUGGUCAUCUCUAUCCCACUCACAGAGACGGUAGUCCUUCAUCGGGGCCAGCUGCUGGGGCUGAGGGCCAAUAAGACUUCUCCUACGUCUGGAGAGGGAACACGGCCUGGAGGUGUCAUCCAUGUGUACAGCGAUGAGACCAGUGACAAGACGGCGGGCAGCUUCAUCCCAUAUUGCUCCAUGGCCCAAGCCCAGCUCUGUUUUCACGGUCAUCGAGAUGCUGUCAAGUUCUUUGUAUCUGUGCCAGGUAAUGUUCUUGCCACAUUGAAUGGCAGCGUGCUGGACAGUCCGUCUGAGAAUCCAGGCACACCUUCUACUGAAACAGAGGCGCAAAAACUUAAGAAUGUCCUGGUGUUAAGUGGAGGGGAAGGAUAUAUUGAUUUCCGCAUUGGGGAUGGAGAAGAUGAUGAGACAGAAGAACCCUCUAGUGACAGUGAAAACCAGGCCAAACCAGUGCUUUCUAAGGCUGAGAGAAGUCACAUUAUUGUGUGGCAAGUCUCCUAUGUCCCGGAAUGACAUGUAUCCACUUCCUCUUCCCAGAAUGCCAAGAUGCGAAUCCUGCCUCCAGCAUCCCUUCUACCAAUGGAACAACCAAACUAGAGCUUGGAUCUCGCACCAGAUAAUCUAUUUGGCCCAUGCUGCUUAAUACUCCCAAUGCAUAUAACCACCAACCUACUCAGCAUCUAUUUUUAGUAGACUAUCCCCCCACUUGCUUCAAGCUUGGUUGAACCAAAACAGGAUGUCUUGCUGCUUUUCUUCUGCACCAAAAACUUUUUUUUUCUUCAUUCCUGGAACAAAACAUAAUUUGUGACUGUGGUAAGGAAGAUGGGUUACUUACCUUUUCAAUCUCACAGGGAACUCUAAUGCACUCUCACCGGUCCCUAUGGUAUUGAAGAUGUUAUAUGUUGGUGUUGGACACAGAAGGACAUUUUUAUCUUUUUGUUUUGAUAAAGAAUUGUCAGUGAAUGAGGUCUUACAUUCACUUCCAUUUUACUAUUUAAAAAGCUCUUUUGAAUUUUAAACAAACUGAUCAGCCGCAUAUAUGUUAUAUAAUUUUGUAGUCAUACUACGUUUGUAACAUAACUCCACACAAUGCAAAACUCUGCAAACACAAUACACACAUACAUUUGGUUACAUAUUAUUCAUCCAAUUUUCCAAUGCAUGGUUGACCUUUUUGGAAUUGCAGCUUUGACACAGUUGGUCAUUAUUGAAACUGAUAACUCUAUGUGAUACUAAAAUAUAUUAACUAUGGUAAAAUGAUUGGCCCUAUAUUUCCAUUUGCUAUUAGGUUGGAGAAUGUUUUUUAUCGGUCUAGC
Molecule: messenger RNA, 4763 nt
Organism: Bombina bombina (fire-bellied toad)
Lineage: Eukaryota; Metazoa; Chordata; Amphibia; Anura; Bombinatoridae
Gene: MAPK8IP3
Product: mitogen-activated protein kinase 8 interacting protein 3
Exons: 31
Coding region: 7-3963 (1318 amino acids)
Biological process (GO): vesicle-mediated transport
Cellular component (GO): cytoplasm
Molecular function (GO): JUN kinase binding; kinesin binding; signaling receptor complex adaptor activity
Source: RefSeq, a predicted model, not a curated record